AUCAUUUUUUAACAAGUGAAGGUGGCAUAGUGACUUGAUUGUACCAUAGAAUGGCACCGUCUUUGAAUUUUUCUGCCAUAAUAAUAACGCCCCUUUAAAACCGUAUAUCCAAGAGAAAUAUGAUUUGCCAUUUAUGGGAGUGACAGAAUAUGAGGAAACACUGUAUGCAGAUGCAGAGCAGCUUUUUAUAGUAGAAAUGCUAUUAAAGUUGUUUGAUGGUUUGAGAGGUUUUGGUGUCAUAGUGCAGUUUUCGCCCCGGGUUAUGUCUUACAGGCGUCCUGUUGCCACAUCUUAGCCUGGCGGGAGUAUCGUAAAUUCGUACAGCGAAAUGACUGUACUGCUUUUAUAUCCGUCAAGAUCAGUAGAUGUAUAUGAAGUAUUUGGUUUUCUCAUGUAUGCUGCAGUCGCCAGAACGUGCUGCCUGGCAAGCAUGACUCUGGGUAAGGCCACCUACUAAUGACGCAUGCGCUCUGAGUCUAAACGUUCGAAAACAACAGCGCGAAAAUACAGGUCGAUAGGCGAUUAUAACAUACCGAUACCUCAGUUUUAGAUUUUGUUGCUCUUUUUCUACUGUGUCGUUUGUGUCUUAAAUCAGUUUAAGUCUAAACAUAUUGGUCAAAAAUAAUUUUCAACUUAUUAAUACGAUCGAAGCUUUAAGGCGUUGGUAGUUAGCUAUUUAGCUAGCUGUUUCUGUACGAUUAAUACUAUGAAGCCGUCAAGAGGCUCAAAACGGCCUCCAACAAAAGCCCCCAACCCGAAAAAGAAAAAAGAAAAGGCGUCGGGAUUUCCUGCAAAAGAGGAUCAGGAGCUAGGUGAUAAUGAGAAUAUCCCCCUCACCAAAUCAGUUAAGAGGAGAAAAGCUAAAGGGGAUUUACCUUCAGUAUCAAAGAAAACGACCAUUCAGGACAGCUGGAAACCGAUGCCCCCAUCCACCAUCAGUGCUGUGGAGAACAUAUUGGACUUAUCCAUACUAGCAACACUUGCUUUGAAGCGGGCAGGGAAGAAAGAGAGCCAGGAACAUCUAAACAUCAUCAAAAAUAAGGUUUUAGCUCAUUGUGCACAACUUAAGGUUCCAGCGCAGGAACGGGGAGAUUUGAUUCAUUCAACUCAACGCCACCAGGAGGAGACCAAGAAGUCUGAGCUCGGAAAGAUGACGCUGAACUCCCUGAAGGCAGACUUGAAGGCUGUUGUCGGCGUGCUGGAAAGGACAGAGGAGCAGAUGGUGUCUUUACAGCAGAUAUGCUCGAAGCUGAGGGAUGAGUUGGAGGAAGAAGAAAAGAAAGCAAAACAGAUAUUAGAAAUAAGUGAUCAGUGCAUUCUCAAGCUUCCGUCUCUUCUGCCACAAAAAGAGGAAAUUACAUUUGAGACUCGUUUGCAGAAAAUAAUACCACAGUGUGAGUGUGAGAUGAUAGCUCAGAAGCUGGGGAUCAUUCUGCAGAAACCAUUGACCACCCAGGACGCCCAGGUCCUAUUACUGCAGGCACAGAAACAUGCUGAUCACCUCUUCCCUUCACUGAGCAGUGGUGCAACUUAUGAAGAUGAAGUAGAAACACAUUUUUCUUAAUGGUUUUUAAUGCAGAAAAUGUUUUUUUCAGUUUUUUUUUUUUUUUUUACUAGGUUGAUUGUUGUGAUUAGAUUUAUCUUGCAAAAACAGCUGAACUGUUUUUGCGCUCUGAUCCAUUUAUCUUAAAAUUAAAAUUGUUACCUUUGAAACAUGAGAUAUAUUUGCCUUUUGUCUGUCCAGCCUUGCGUUACAUUUAUAUGUGUCAUUAAAGUACCGUAUUGUUUUCAAAUAAAGUUUCACUGGACAAUAGAAA
Molecule: messenger RNA, 1817 nt
Organism: Poecilia latipinna (sailfin molly)
Lineage: Eukaryota; Metazoa; Chordata; Actinopteri; Cyprinodontiformes; Poeciliidae
Gene: cenpq
Product: centromere protein Q
Exons: 8
Coding region: 707-1564 (285 amino acids)
Cellular component (GO): nucleus
Source: RefSeq, a predicted model, not a curated record